CGUGACGCACUUCCUGUUUGUUGUUGGAGAAAGGAGAAAGGAAAGCGCGAGGAGCCGCCGUCGUAACCAGCGCCGCCGCUCAGAAGCCGAAGAGACCUGGCUGCCGCCCCGCCGCCUUCCCGCCGCCGGCUCCGCGUGCUGCAGGACUCGUUCCAACAGCCUGUGAAACAUGGUGGAUUACUAUGAAGUUCUAGGCGUGCAGAGACAUGCCUCCGCCGAGGACAUUAAAAAGGCGUAUCGGAAACUGGCAUUGAAGUGGCACCCAGAUAAAAAUCCUGAGAAUAAAGAAGAAGCGGAGAGGAAAUUUAAACAAGUAGCCGAGGCGUACGAGGUGCUCUCCGAUGCUAAAAAACGGGACAUCUAUGACAGGUACGGCAAAGAAGGAUUAAAUGUGGAGGUGGAGGGAGGUGAAAGUCACUUCGACAACCCGUUCGAGUUCGGCUUCACAUUCCGGAACCCAGAUGAUGUGUUCAGGGAAUUUUUUGGUGGAAGGGACCCGUUUUCAUUCGACUUCUUUGACCCAUUUGACGACUUCUUUGGGACUCGGCGGGGUCCGAGUGGGAGCAGGAACCGGGGAACCACCUCGUUCUUCUCCGCCUUCCCAGGGUUCCCGGCUUUCGGCGGAGGGUUUCCGUCUUUUGAUGCAGGAUUUACUUCCUUCGGGUCAAUAGGUCAUGGAGGUCUCACUUCAUUCUCUUCCACGUCAUUUGGUGGUAGUGGGAUGGGCAACUUCAAGUCCGUGUCGACUUCUACCAAAAUUGUUAACGGAAGAAAAAUCACUACAAAGAGAAUUGUUGAGAACGGUCAAGAAAGAGUGGAAGUUGAGGAAGACGGCCAGUUAAAGUCCUUGACGAUACAUGGUGUGGCCGACGAGGACGCCUGCUGGCUCCGAGGCCAGCACGCGCUGCCCGAGCAGCCCGCCAGCACCGGCGCCCGCCCUCGGAGCUCGCACAGGCCCACCCCACCACCCGAGGACGAGGACGACCCAGGCCGCCAUCGGGCCGCCAGCCCCUGGGACCCCUCCGCCUUCUCAGCAGGACUCAAAGAAGGUGGCAAGAGGAAGAAGAAGCAGGAGCACAAAGACGAGUCCAAGAAGAAGAAGUCGACCAAGGGGCAGCACUAGAGCGCCGGCCGCCGCGGCGUCGCGCUGUGUGGUGUGUGCCCGCGAUAGCCCGGGCUCCGAGUUGAGGGUGCCUGGCACGCGGGCGCCAGCA
This is a messenger RNA of Myotis lucifugus (little brown bat), 1214 nucleotides long. RefSeq names its product dnaJ homolog subfamily B member 6-like. Gene Ontology annotation, molecular function: ATPase activator activity; Hsp70 protein binding. Gene Ontology annotation, biological process: protein refolding; positive regulation of proteasomal ubiquitin-dependent protein catabolic process. The record is from RefSeq and is a predicted model, not a curated record. NCBI's taxonomy places the organism in Eukaryota, Metazoa, Chordata, Mammalia, Chiroptera, Vespertilionidae. Gene Ontology annotation, cellular component: endoplasmic reticulum membrane; cytosol.